AUGAUUUAAUCAAAUUAUGUUCCACAUAAAUAAUAAUAUAAUAUUAUUAUCGCCCAUCGGUAUUCAAAACUGUUAUUUGAAAAUAUUAAAUGAUCUUGGAAUCAGAACAGUAAUGUUUAGUAUUACUCAAAGAAGAGAAAUAAUCAACGCCUGCAUUUUAAGGAUGGUAUAGUUAUAUCGAUUUGAUCAAUUGAUAGAAAAAUGCAUUGGAUAUUCGUAAUUCUACCAUAAUCAUACUACAAAAUGAGUACUUUACACAAAAAUUGUCUUGCACAGCCUGGACGUAAAAAAGUUCAAAUUUCAUUUGUUAUACGUGAUGAAGAAGAACGUAGGCAUAGAGCUGGUGUCAAUUCCUUACAAUUGGAUUCUAAACAAGGAAUAUUAUAUUCAGCCGGUCGAGAUGGCAUAAUACGGCAAUGGGAUGUCCGAGAUAAUGUUGAAGCCACAUAUUUACGGUCUUUAGAACAUCACACUGAUUGGGUUAAUGAUAUUGUACUAUGUUGCGGUGGAAAUUAUUUGAUUUCUGCAAGUUCAGAUACCACUGUUAAAUUAUGGGGACUUCGGAAAGAAAAUACUUGUUUAUCAACCUUGCGAACACAUAAAGAUUAUGUUCGGGCUUUAGCAUACGCUCGUGAUAAAGAAGUGGUCGCAUCAGCUGGGUUAGAUAAAACAAUAUUCAUGUGGGAUGUUAAUAUGUUGACUACUUUAACUACUACUAAUAAUACUGUAACAACGGCUUCCCUGCCUGGUAGCAAAAACUCUAUUUACAGUUUGGCAAUGAACAAUAGUGGUACAGUUUUAAUUAGUGGAAGCACAGAAAAAGUUUUACGAGUAUGGGACACAAGGACAAGUGACUGUAUGAUGAAAUUGAUAGGUCACACAGACAACGUUAAAGCUUUGGUUGUAAAUCGUGAUGGUACACAAUGCCUAUCGGGUAGCUCUGAUGGAACUAUUAAACUAUGGUCUCUAGGACAACAACAAUGUAUUCAAACUCUAAGAAUUCAUAAAGAAGGAGUUUGGGCAUUAGCAGCAACUGAAAACUUUUCCCAUGUCGUAUCUGGUGGUCGUGAUAAAAAAAUUUAUAUGACAGAUUUAAAAAAUCCUAAUAGAGUUCAACUUAUAUGCAAUGAGACAGCUCCAGUUGUAAAAAUGGUUACAACACCUGAUAUGAGUGCUAUUUGGGUAGCCACAUCCGAAUCCUCUAUUAAUUGCUGGAAAUUAAGAAAAAGUGAUGAAACAGCUGAUUUUGAAGAUGUCCCAACAGUACCAUAUAAUCAAGAACCAUUUAGGACUCUUAAAGGAGCUGCUGCUAUACGAAAAUACCAUGUACUGAAUGAUAAACGAACUAUACUGACACAGGACACAGAAAAGAAUGUUGCAGUUUAUGAUGUACUUAAGGCUUCUAAACUUCAAGAUUUAGGGGAAGUCGAUUUUGAUGAAGAAAUAAAAAAACGACAUCGUAUAAUAUUUAUACCAAACUGGUUUAGUGUUGAUUUGAAAACAGGGAUGCUAACGAUUCACUUGGGACAAGAUGAAAACGAUUGUUUUGCAGCUUGGGUUUCUGCUAAGGAAGCAGGAAUUAAUGUCACGGAUGAUAACUUAAGAGUAAAUUAUGGCAAUCGGAUGUUGCGAUCACUAUUAGAAAAUUGGCUUAAUCGCAUUCAAACAGAUCAUGGGUCUUCUGAUGGAUCCCAGUCUACUGAAGUCAAUGCUCAGACAAAACUAGAUUCUCAGUGUUGUAGAAUUCCUAAACAUACACCACUUAUGAUAAGUGAAGUUGGUGGUCGGUGUCUAUAUAGGAUGUUAGUCAGCCAGGCCGGAGAUGAAAAUGAUGUUUCAAUUUUAAACGAAACUAUCCCCGCGUGGGUUAUGAAUGUUAUCGUUGAAAAAAGUAUACCUAAAGCCCUUAAGAUAUCGUUUUAUCUUGUGCCACUAUCAAACACAUGCAUUAGGCCUGUAAAAAAUGGUACUCUUCGACCAAGUCGAGAUCGCUUAGUGGCAAAUGACUUUAUUCAAGUCCAAAAAAUAGCUGAGUAUAUCCAUGAAAAGUUGUCUGAAAAUGAUGGAAGUGGUCCAUAUAACAAAACAUCAGACUGCAUAAGCAAUCAUCUACAAGGAAAUACACCUGAGAAAAAUUUUGAACUAAGUUGUAAUGAUCAAAUACUUUCUCCUACAAUGGAUUUAAGGACUUUGAAACAUUUCAUUUGGAAAUCUUCAGCUGAUUUAACAAUAUACUUCAAGGCCAAACAUUAAAAAGUAAUAUUUUCUUCAUGAUUUAUUUAUUUAUUUAUUUUAAGUUAUUAUCUUCUUAUUCUUUAAUUACUUUUCUAUUAUAAUAAAAUUCAACCAAUUUUUAUAAAUUUAUUGAUAGAUUUUCCAUUAUCUGCAAAUAAAAAAAAUGUAUAUUAUAUUAUGAUGAUAUUAUUGUUAUAAGUUAUAAAAUGUAUUAACAUAAAAAUUAAAAAGUAUUAAUGUUAAAUUCAUAUCACACUCAGAAAAUAAAUGUAAUUUUAAUUAACCUG
Molecule: messenger RNA, 2522 nt
Organism: Acyrthosiphon pisum (pea aphid)
Lineage: Eukaryota; Metazoa; Arthropoda; Insecta; Hemiptera; Aphididae
Product: WD repeat-containing protein 48
Exons: 10
Coding region: 244-2253 (669 amino acids)
Biological process (GO): double-strand break repair via homologous recombination
Molecular function (GO): ubiquitin binding
Source: RefSeq, a predicted model, not a curated record